Pantherophis guttatus is the source of this 2823-nucleotide messenger RNA. RefSeq names its product distal-less homeobox 6 (gene DLX6). Gene Ontology annotation, molecular function: RNA polymerase II cis-regulatory region sequence-specific DNA binding; DNA-binding transcription factor activity, RNA polymerase II-specific. NCBI's taxonomy places the organism in Eukaryota, Metazoa, Chordata, Lepidosauria, Squamata, Colubridae. Gene Ontology annotation, biological process: embryo development; cell differentiation; regulation of transcription by RNA polymerase II. The record is from RefSeq and is a predicted model, not a curated record.
GGUGGGCUGGCGCAGACACCAGUAGAAGUGCCCGGGCUUGGUGACGUCAGGGGUUGAGUGACCAAUGAGGAGGCGCUGCCCUUUGGAGACAAACCAUUCGACUUGGGCGUUUAUUUAUUUAUUUAUUUGGAGGGUGUGUGCGCUCGAGCGCGCGCGCAUGUUGUAUUCCGUUUUCCUUCCCUCGUUUUCUUGUCUGAAGCCUCUAAACUCAACUAGAAUAAAUCCACCUUAAAAAAACAGAAGAAAGAAAAGAAAAGAAAUCUCUGCCUUAAACUCCACCAGCUUUAAGCACAGAGGCACCCGGGUUCAAGGGCGUAGAAAUAGACCCCCAAAUCAGAAAAGAACAAGGGCGACGGAGGGAGAGAGAAGGGGAAAAACCCCAAGUCGCUGGCUGGAGGGCAAGAGAGGAGAGGGGGGAAGCCCCAGGAAAGAGGACUUGGCAGCGCGUCCCUCUCUUCCUGCCCCCUCCUUCCUCGCUUCCCUUCCUCUCCCUCUCCUUCUUUCUCUCCCUCCCCAGCGCCUCGCGCACGCCUCCCCUCCGCCCCUCCCUCAGUUAACAAGGCCCCUCUCCCCCUAUUGCUCUCGCACGCUCUCUCCUUUCUCCCACCUCAACCCCCCCCCCCCAAGAUACACACACACUCACCAAAAGGGGGGGAGAGAGAGAAAGGAAAAAAGGAGGGAAAGGGGGGGAAAUAUAGAGAGCGAGCCCCGGCGCUAAUUCCCGCCCGGCGCAGGCUAAUAGGCUCCCUCGAAGGUGGCGGGAGCGCAAGGGGGCGCCGAGCCGGGCACAGGCGCUCGUCGCUGGCUGCCCAACUUGGAUGAUGACCAUGACUACGAUGGCUGACGGGCUGGAAGCGCAAGACUCGUCCAAAUCUGCCUUCAUGGAGUUCGGGCAGCAGCCGCCGCCGCCGCCGCCGGCGCCUCAGCAGCCUCCCCAACCGCCGCCGCCGCCGCCGCCGCCGCCUCCAGUGGCACAGGCGCCCGGCGGCUCCUCACACUCAGCGCAGCAGCAGCAGCAGCAGCAGCAGCAACAGCAGACCUCGCCGGCGGCGGCCAUGGCGGGCGCCCACUACCCGCUCCAUUGCCUGCACUCGGCGGCGCCGGCCUCGCAUUCGCACCCGCACCACCAACAUCCGCACCCGCACCACCACCACCACCACCACCACCACGCCGCGCCUUACGCGGCCGGCCCGGCCGGCGCCAACUCCUACAGUCACCGCUCGCUCGCCGCCGCGGCCGCCGCAGCCGCGGCCGCCUAUCCCUACGUGAGCCACUCGCAGCACAGCCCUUACCUCCAGUCUUACCACGGCGGCGGCGGCGGCGGCGGGAGCGGCGGCGGGAGCGGGAGCGGGAGCGGCACGGGCACCCAGACGCGGCCGGACGACGCAGAUCAACAAAAAACCACAGUGAUUGAAAAUGGGGAGAUUCGAUUUAAUGGGAAAGGGAAAAAGAUCCGGAAACCUCGAACCAUUUACUCAAGUCUGCAGCUGCAGGCAUUAAACCACCGCUUCCAGCAGACCCAAUACCUGGCACUUCCAGAGAGAGCAGAGCUGGCGGCUUCAUUAGGACUUACUCAGACACAGGUGAAAAUCUGGUUCCAGAACAAGCGUUCCAAGUUUAAGAAACUGCUGAAGCAAGGCGGCAACCCUCACGAGACUGACCCCCUGCCCGGCUCGGCUACCCUCUCGCCGCGUUCUCCAGGUCUGCCUCCGGUCUGGGACGUUUCAGCCUCUGCCAAAGGAGUCAACAUGCCUCCCAACAGCUACAUGCCUGGCUAUUCUCACUGGUACUCCUCUCCACAUCAAGACACUAUGCAGAGACCACAAAUGAUGUGAUCGGUCCAAGAACAACCGCUGGGCUUGGCCGACGGGGCCAGCUCGUGGGUCUUGGGGUGAAUUGGGAGCGCGUGGCAAGGAAGACGGACUGGGGCGGUUCUGCCUUCCCCUCGCCUUUAACCUCAGCAAUUGAUCUUGAGCUGAGAGAAACCAUUUGCGUCGCGACCCACGUCAGAUGCUCUCUUUGGGAUAUUUUGUUGGGGAUUCAAAGGCACCAAGCCUUAUUGGGAGUACAAGUCAGAGCAAAACAAAAAACAAAAAAACAAAAACCCCAAUUACAGCCUUUUCCCACUAGUCCACCGCGCAGCAACUUAAAAAAAGAUCCUGUGGAAUGAAAAAAGCUAACAAAGCUACCCUAUUUUUAUUCACCAAACCCAAAUUAACAAAACAAAAUGGAUAGCGGGGAGGUAUUUUUUUUUUCUUUACGAAGAACGAAAUGCCAUCCAGGGAGGAGGGUGCGGGUGGGGGAGUGAGGAGAGGGGAAAAAAAUCUGGCUUAAUAUUUUGUACCUCCCCCUCCCACCCCCAGGCCAGCACAAUCGUGAAUCUUGGUCGGUCGGAACUGGUAAUCUUUUCUUUCCCAAUCUCUCCCCCGCCUUCUUUUCCUCCUAUAGUCAAUAAGCCAGUCUAAACGAAUUUAAAGCACCUGGAAAUGACCAGAAGUUCUUUUGCGCAUGCCCCAUUGCAACCAACUAGAGCUCUGCAUUUGCGUCACCUUUAUUUAUUCUAAAGGGGCUUCCAGGAGGGAUCCUUUCCAAUGGAUUCCGUCCGGGGGAGAGAGGGAGGAAGAAUCAAGGAAAAUAACAAAAAAUUGCCCUGCCUCAAAGGCUAAAAAUUCCGACCACAAUCACUUCCCAUACACUUCUGCGUUGUUUUUCAGCUGCCGACAGUCGCGUUGUACAUAUUGUUGAAUUUUAGUUGUAUAUAUAUAUAUCUUUGUAUGUUUUGUCUCCUCCUUUCAUAUAUAGAGUAAAAAGCCACAAAAUGUG